AUGGUGCCAUCGGUGAUAGUUGAUAGUCUCAAACCUUCAGCAGCACAUCAGCCCCUAUACGUAUCCCUCUAUCGUGUGACCCAAGAGUCGGCCACACAUUACGCCCGCAAACUGUUCGCACUGUUUGACGACAACGACUACACGACAUCUUCGGAGACGAGUCACGACACGUCUUAUAAUUACAUUACGCGCCGACACAUGGGCUCCGAGUCGUCGUUCGGUCACGUGAGAAGCGCCGGCACCCGUAGCCCACCCCUCGACACGUCCACCUUUUACGGCCAAAUCAUAUACGAAAGCAAUUAUACGGAUGACUACAACGGUCUGGCACUACAACAGGACGGCCCCACCGGCGCCACUACCGGACCGAUGAUGUCGUCCACUCAUAAACCGUCCGAAAUGAAGGAUCCGAUGGAUCCGUGGGGUUCGUCGCUAUUGCCUAGCAUUAAGUCUGAUAACAAACCCGUCAACACUGAAAACGGCAUAUUUAAACCAGCCGUCAAUGUCUCCACACGAAUACCGAUUUUGUGCGGAAACAUAUCGAGACGUCCGAAUUAUCCGAGCGUAAAGUGUUAUCCAAUUCCUGAUGCCUUUAAUCCGUGCGAAGAUGUGAUGGGAAACGGAUUCUUACGGAUGUUAGUGUGGGUUGUGGUCAUCGCUGCCGUUCUCGGCAACUGUGCCGUCAUGAUUGUCCUCAUG
Medioppia subpectinata is the source of this 696-nucleotide messenger RNA. Lineage: Eukaryota; Metazoa; Arthropoda; Arachnida; Sarcoptiformes; Oppiidae. The record is from the annotation of a GenBank genome assembly.